Messenger RNA from Caenorhabditis remanei, 3282 nucleotides. RefSeq lists its product as uncharacterized. Lineage: Eukaryota; Metazoa; Nematoda; Chromadorea; Rhabditida; Rhabditidae. The transcript has 6 exons. Gene Ontology annotation, molecular function: protein binding; RNA binding. Bases 1 to 3282 code for a protein of 1093 amino acids. The record is from RefSeq and is a predicted model, not a curated record.
AUGAGUUACAACCGCGGUGGCGGUGGAAACUUCAAUGAUGACCGCCAAAGUCAGCAUAGUGGAGGAAGAUCACAGCACGGAGGAUCUCAGCAUGGAGGAUCCCAGCAUGGAGGAUCCCAGCAUGGAGGAUCCCAGCAUGGAGAUCGCCGUGAUGACUACCACGAUCAACGUGGCGGCGGAGACUAUCGUCAUGGAGGGGGAUCACGUCAAGGUGGUGGAUAUCACCAAGGAGAUAAUCUUUCUCGUCAGAUGGGGCAAAUGAAUAUGGGAAGAGAUGAUAAUCGUGGAAGAGGAGGCCAUGGAGGAAACAGGUACUCCGAACAAGGACCACCACGGCCACGAUUCGAGAGAUCAACGGCUGGAGUGGCAAACCCAGGAGAUCUCGCAGGAUCUGCUCACUAUCCGAGACAGCCGGUGGCAAAGAAGGACAUGAUGCACACCAAGCAGGAGUUCUACGAACGACCAGCAGGCAAAAGUGUGUUUGAAGGAAAAGUUGGUAAGAAGACAGAGCUUUGGACCAACCAUGCUCUUGUACACUUGCCUACGGAGAAGUAUCUCAUUCACGAGUACAACAUUGAAGUAUUUAACAACAAGAAGGUACUCAACAAAAAGGAAGAAGUGUCCCCUAUCUUCCAUGAAAUUCGUAACUCUCCAGAAGGAAGAAAACAGUGGCCGAGAUCUUCAGAUUUCAUCUUCAAUGAUGUCAAUCUUUUGUGGACGAUUGAUCAACUUCCAUAUGCUCAAGGCGAAAUUAGAGACAAAAGAAAGAGCAUUUUAUAUAAAUACACUCGGAGUUUCGAGUUCGGAGAAGGCAUCACUCAGGGAGACAGUCAACUUCUCUCCACUCUUAUCGAUGCUAUUGCAACUGCUCGUUGUCGAUAUCCAAAAACGUGUCGAAACAAGUACACCGUUUACAAAAGAAGUAUGUUCAUGAUUCUGGAUCACAAACCCCCGGAGUUGGAAAGUUUCGACAAUGCUCCGUUGUUCAUGCAAGUGAGAAAUGGAAUGGACGCUCGGAUGGGACUUUCAAUUGGAAUCAGACUCAAUUUGAGAGCUGGAAUCACUGCUUGCUAUGAUUUAUCUCACACCUUGUUCACUCGUCCAAGCUAUCCGCUUGUUCGUCUCUUCGUUGAUCUCAUUGCUAAUGCAACUGUCAGUGAUGAAGAGUUCGAGACAAGCUAUGAUAGUAGCUUGAAAAAUUCUCGUGUGACAGAAGAGAAUAAGAAGAACAUGAUGAAAGUUCUGCAUAAAAUGAAGCUGUGUUAUUCACUUGAUAAUGUAAACCCUCCGCAGAAGAGAGAUUUCAAAUUCUACGACUUGACGACUCCUGCCGAUCGAUUAUCUUUCACUAAUGAAAAGGGAGUUUCCAUGACGGUUGCUGAAUACUAUUUGAACGAAAAAAAUAUUCGGCUCCGCUAUCCAAACCUACCAUGUGUCCAGAAGAAGCCGAGUAAGGCAAAUCAAAACAGGUUGAUCGCUUUUCCAAUGGAGUUGGUCUCCUUGCUUGCUGAACCAAAAAGAUAUGAAGGAGCCACAACUACUGAAAUGAAGGCUGACAUGGUUCGUUGGACUACUUUCACCGCGAAACAACGUCGUCUUGUUCUUCAACACGUCAUCAGUCAGAACAGAAUUGGAGACGUUCCGCCAGUAGUCGACAACUCGGACGUUCACAUGAAGAGACAUGGAGUCACUAUCGAUAAGGAGAUGCUCUCCGUGAAUGCUACCAUUCUCCCAGCGCCCACUGUCGUAUACGGUGAAAAUGUUAAAUUCUAUGAUGAGCACUCCGUAGGAGAUUGGAAAGCCAUCGAUCACAUUCCUAUUCGUAAAGUAUUGGAGGACUCUGUAUACUUGAGAAACAAAGAUCCGUCGGCACCAAAGCUAAAGAAGAGACUGUUGGGAUCAAUUUUGAAGAUUGGAGCACCGGCCAGCAAUGCACCUAUGGACUUUGAUGAUACCUGCUAUCAUAACUUGAUGAAAGCACUGGAAGCUGCUGGUCAACCAGUCGUUUGGGAGAAUGAGGAUAUGGGUCAAGCAGCCAUUCAAGGUGUUAUAGAGUUCAACCAAUCCAGAGAUCAACCAGCUGUUAUCUACAACUACUUUGUUGAUCUCAUGACCAACAUCGAUGAGAAAUACAAGAAGGAGGAUGAAAUCAUUAUCCCGAUAUGUUUUGUGCUCUUUGAAAGAAGGUUCACAACUCUCGUGAAUACUACCAAUCACAUCAGAAACGACUACAAUCUGAUGAAAUAUUUGGCGGAUAUCCACCUUGGAAUCUUCACUCAAGGAAUGUUGCACGACACAUUCCAGAAUAUUGGGUCGACACCAUCCACGUGUAAGUUCACUCGCCUCCUCGUCGAAAAAAUUCUUGGAAAAGUUGGAACAACUCAUCGUAAACUUGAGCGAGAGGGUGACCACAAGUCCUGGACAAAAGUAACAGAACCAAAGGAACCCACUUUGUUCCUUGGAGUCGAUGUUUCUCACCCCAGUCCACGUGAUCGCGAUGACCCAGAUGCUGGAGUUCGGAAGAUGUCGGUAGCCAGUGUUGUUGGAAACAUCGAUUUAGAUUGCAACGAAUAUCGUGCUUCCUCCAAGAUUCAAAGUGUUGGUUUAGAAAGAAUUGUAAUGCUACAAAAUGAAGUCCGAAAUCGAAUCACCGACUUCACCAUUCAUAAUGGUAUUCGCCCAGCACACAUUGUGGUCUACAGAGAUGGAUUGUCAGAAGGAGACUUCCAGAGAACUCUCUACGAAGAAAGAAUCGCAAUUGAGAAUGCCUGCAUCUCAAUCGACGCCGCUUUCCAACCAACUAUCACCUACAUUGUUGUCACGAAGAGACAUCACACCAGAUUUUUCCUCAAGGAUGAGCUGGAUGGAAUCGAGGAGCAAGGCUUCAACAUCCGUCCAGGAACAUUGGUUGAAGACACAGUGACCACGAAGAACUACUAUGACUUCUUCCUGGCUACCCAAGUCGGCGAAAUGGGCCUAGUUCGCCCUACCCACUACUAUGUGCUGUGGAACACAUGGAAAUGUCUCCCAACAUUCUGGCCUACAGUGACCCAUGCACUCACAUACACCUUCUGCCGAUCCACAACGACUGUUGCUCUUCCAGCACCUGUGCUUUACGCCCAUCUUGCUGCCAAGAGAGCAAAGGAGACACUUGAUGGAGCUCUUGUAACUUUCGGAAUGAGAGACAACAAGGAGUUCGACAUGGAUGUCUACCAAGACGUUGCUAUCCUCAACGAAAACAUCAACAACCAUCAACGUCUGGAUGGAAUGGUCUUCGUCUAG